Molecule: messenger RNA, 1191 nt
Organism: Syzygium oleosum
Lineage: Eukaryota; Viridiplantae; Streptophyta; Magnoliopsida; Myrtales; Myrtaceae
Product: palmitoyl-acyl carrier protein thioesterase, chloroplastic-like
Exons: 7
Coding region: 1-1191 (396 amino acids)
Biological process (GO): fatty acid biosynthetic process
Molecular function (GO): fatty acyl-[ACP] hydrolase activity; acyl carrier activity
Source: RefSeq, a predicted model, not a curated record
AUGGUGACUGUUGGGGGCAGAGAGGGCAAUGACCCGAGCAGGCAAAACCUGAGCAACAUCAAGAUCAAUGGCACUUCAAACAAGACAUGGACCAAGGUUGACAGCACAUUGAGGCAAACACCUGGCGUUGCCACAACGUUUGGUUCCGUUGCUUCAGUUGUGGACAAUGGCUACAUAGACAAACAGCAAGUGAGGCAGAACAUUCCCACAAAGAAGCAGUUCGUUGACUCGCAUCGCCAGGGAAUCAUAACUGAAGGGGGUGUCGGGUACCAGCAGACUAUCGUGAUUCGGUCUUAUGAAGUUGGUCCUGACAGGACCGCCACCAUUGAGAGCAUCCUAAACCUCUUCCAGGAAACGGCAUUAAAUCACGUGUGGAUGUCGGGUCUUUUGAGCAAUGGAUUUGGGGCAACGCAUGGAAUGAUGAGGAACAAUCUGAUAUGGGUUGUGUCAAGAAUGCAUGUUCAACUUGAUCACUACCCCAUUUGGGGCGAAGUAGUUGAAAUCGACACGUGGGUUGGAGCAUCAGGGAAGAACGGCAUGAGGCGAGACUGGCUGAUCCGCAGCCAAGCUUCGGGAGUGACUUUUGCUCGGGCAACCAGCACUUGGGUGAUGAUGAAUGAGCAAACAAGGCGCCUCUCGAAAAUGCCAGAGGAGGUAAGGGCCGAGAUCUCGCCAUGGUUUAUAGAGAAGCAAGCAAUCAAAGAGGACAAUCCUGAGAAAAUAGUCAAGCUGGACAGUAAAGCCACGUAUGUGAACUCUGAUCUGAAGCCAAAGAGAAGUGACUUGGACAUGAACCACCAUGUGAACAAUGUUAAGUACGUGGGAUGGAUGGUAGAGACAAUCCCGGAUGAGUUCUUGGAAGCUCACCAGCUUUCUAGUAUAGUACUCGAGUACCGAAGAGAGUUGGGUGGCUCAGACAUAGUUCAGUCGCUUUGCGAACCUGAUGCCGAUGGAAUUCUCCAGAGUGGUGUUCAGCACGACAGUUAUCAGGUUAACAUGCUCAAUGGAUAUUCCCUGGCAUCUGAAAUUUUUCAGGGAAGUGGACUGCUGGGAUCAUUCGGCAAGACGACGAUGCCUUUCAAGUACACACACCUCCUCCAGAUCGACGGUGAGUCUGAAAACAAGGAGAUCAUUAGAGGAAGGACCACAUGGAAGAAAAAGAUUACUUCCGUGCCGUUUCCGCCACGUUAA